This is a messenger RNA of Mycotypha africana, 2475 nucleotides long. RefSeq lists its product as uncharacterized. NCBI's taxonomy places the organism in Eukaryota, Fungi, Mucoromycota, Mucoromycetes, Mucorales, Mycotyphaceae. The record is from RefSeq and is a predicted model, not a curated record. The coding region runs from base 491 to 2431 and encodes 646 amino acids. The transcript has 2 exons.
UGUAUAAAAAGGCCAAAGCUGGUGAAAUUAAAGAGUUCACUGGUAUUUCUGCACCUUAUGAAGCACCUGAAAAUCCAGAAAUCCAUAUAAAAACACACGAAGUCUCAGUGGAAGAAGGUGUGCAAUCAAUUUUAAAUUACCUUGUCAAAAAUGGACUUGUUGCUGCAGAUAAACUAGAAUAGCCACAAGUUUGAAUAUGAAAGAUAUGUGUCAAUAAAACCUACUCUUCUUGUUUAAUAAUAGAAUCUACUUUGAAUAAUAAUGAUAGGGCAAAGAACAAUGUAAAUUUUAUGGCUACCAUUAGAUGCACACAAAGUCAAACUGGUCACACAAAAAUAAAAAGCAUAAAGCAAUAUCUUGCCCCUUAUUUCUUCCUUUUUUUUUUUUUUUCUUUCUAUAAUUGAUUUCGAAAGGCACAAGUGAUAGAGAGAGGCACUCGAGUCUUCAAAAAUCAAAAUCCUUUGAAAAUAUCUCGUACAUUGAAUAAAAUAUGGGUACAUCGCCACACAUCCCUGCCAACACGAGCACUAGCAGCGCUAAUGGGCUCUUAAUGUCUGAAGAAUGUGCCCAUUACGAGAGAUUUGCGACAGCAACUUAUGCGGACGAUCCAUUUCCAAUGCCCAAAAAUAAGCUCCUGCGAUAUAUGAAAGUACGUGCUCGUUGUAGUACGUUUUGUGAUUAUAUGACAAACCUAGACAAACAUCCUUUGCAUGGCCCAGCAUGGUUGAACAGAAUGAAUAACGAUCCUGAUGUAAAAAAUUUGAUGAGAAUGUGUCUCAUGUUGUGGCCUCGUCAAGCCAAAAAGUGCGAACAACCACUGAUCGGCAUCGGAUUAGUGAGUGAGUCAGGGAUUUUUGACGAUGCAUGGACAAAGUUGAGAAAAGAAAAGGAAAAAGAACAAGAAUUGUUAAAUCAAAAAGUGCGUAUUAUUGAGGGCCCUAAAGCGAAAGGUUACAUGGUAACGGAUGAACUUAAAAGACCAGCAACAACAACAACAGUUACCACAUCGUCAUUACCGUUACAAGCGAAAUCACGAACAGCAUCCACAAUUUCAGAACAACUUAAACAGCUCGGCAAUACUGCAAGCCAACCCAUUGAUUUAGAUAAAAGCCCUACUGCGAACUUAACCACUUUUUAUGUCGAAAUGAACGACAACUUGAUCCCACAAAAUGAUAAUGUACUUCGGAAACACUUACGAGAGAAUCCAACUUUGCCUAAUAGAGAGCUUGAUUUGUAUAGAAAGGCUCGUAUGACUGCAUUUGAGACGGUGGCCAAAUUUAAAGCAAAUUCACCGGUAAUCUUGCAAGAAAAUGUUGAUGACCGUAAUAGUAGCAAUAAUGAUGAUGGUGUUGAUAGUGGCAUUCAUCAUAGCUACGUAAUUGACGAAGGCAAAAAAAAAGCAAAGGCAUCGUUUAAACAUUCAAAAGAAAAGCAAAAGAUGCUCGAACAACAACGUCAAGCAAAACGAACAAUACAACAAAUGAAUGCAUUCCAACCUCAAUACCCGCAAACAAUAACAGAUGAUAACAAUUCCAAAGAUGACAUUCCGGACGAUUCCUUUGACGGCGUCGAUUACACUGACGGUAUGGAUGAUGAUUUUGCGUUCGAUUUCAACAGCGAUGAUAUUGGUAACUUCAACAAAGAUUUAUACGACGACGAUACGGAUCCUAUCUACAACAACAAUACAACAAAGGAUAAAGGGAAGCGGAAGGCACUGUCUCCAUAUGAGAUGAAGCAACUAGUGCUGGACAGAAAUCAUUUCAGCAAAGAGCCGGCAUUUGAUGGUACCAAUGACACGGUAGUGAACAAUAAAGAAAUAGAAAAUAUGUACGAUGAUAUGGAAGUUGUAGAAAAUAAAAGCCCUUCUUCAUCAGCAGCGCCCAGUUAUCAAGUCCCAGAGCCAUCUGUAGUGAUAGCAUACCGAGAAAAUCAUGAUAACACGCAACAUAUAGCGAUACCGAAAACACUUGGAGCAAAUCAUUUAAAAGACGAAAAUGCUAGAAGGCUCAGUAUGAUGAGAAGGAAAUACGAGCCAAAAGUGUUAAUAAAAAGAAGAAAUAUUUCCAAAGAAAAGAAGGGGUACUUAGAGACGGCAAAACGAUCGUUCGCCAUGAAAGGUUUAUCCCCACACGAAUUUCAUACUUUAGCUAGACGUGCAAAAAUGCCAACAACGAUACAAUCUCGAUUUUAUUCUUCUGAUUCAACCAAUUAUUCCCCUACACCUUCAUCUUCUUCGUCUACCACUAGUAGUAGCAGCAUCAUUUCGGACAUAUCCAACCGAAAGGACACCAAACCUACUUCAACGGCCAAUAGUAGCAAAAUAUCUCCAAAGCGACACAUUAAAUUUUUCAAAAGGCCAAGAGGACGACCAAGGAAGAUACCUAUACCACAAGCUAUUGUUAGAAUCAAAUUAGGCAGGACCCGUAAAUAAAAUCGCUAUUCACAAACCCAGUCUUAAUUAUGAUCAUUUUUCUA